Messenger RNA from Alosa sapidissima (American shad), 3446 nucleotides. Its product is annotated as probable G-protein coupled receptor 82. The transcript has 2 exons. Lineage: Eukaryota; Metazoa; Chordata; Actinopteri; Clupeiformes; Clupeidae. The record is from RefSeq and is a predicted model, not a curated record. The coding region runs from base 1670 to 2833 and encodes 387 amino acids. Gene Ontology annotation, molecular function: G protein-coupled receptor activity. Gene Ontology annotation, cellular component: membrane. Gene Ontology annotation, biological process: G protein-coupled receptor signaling pathway.
CCUACAAGGCCUAGGCCUACAACUAUACAUGCCUAUACACGCAUGUUAAACAUUAUGAUGCUCCGGACCUUUGCUUGAUGAAAUUUGCCGUAACUGGACCUCGAUGAAGUUUACUUGAAUACCCCUGAUAUAUACUGUAUAUAUACAGUGCCUAUAAAAAGUAUUCACCCCCCUGGAUAUUUCCCCUUUGACUGCUUUUUGUAAAUGGAAUAUUGACCAAUUUAAUUUGGCACUGUAUGUUUAUCAUGGCACAGCGGAUGUCUAUUCAGUGUUCUGAGAGUUAUGUAAUGUAAUUUAUUUAUUUAUUUCAAAAGGGACAGUGCAUAAUAAACAUUAAUAGAUGCAUUGUUCCAGGUUGUAGCAAAUAUUGCUAAUUUCCGCCCAUUUAUUUAUUUUAUAAUAUUAAUUGCUGUUUUUUUAUGCACUCAUCUUUAAUGUUCAACAUAUUUAAUGUUUAACAUCUUUAAACUUCUUUCUCUUAUUUUGAAUGUUAAAUGAAAGUCACUUCAGAACCAAUUGUCUGUGUUCAACAUCACCUUAUCAAGCACUGCCACUGACUAAAAUGACAUGACCAUUACAUUUAGUCCACUAUUAAAAGUUCUUUCAAUAAAUCACUGUGAUCAUAAAUUACUCUGGUUAACUGUCCAUUUUUGUAUAUAUCUCAAUCCUGCAGCAGUGUCUGAGGCUGAGAGAUUAUUUCUACCUGCAACAUGACUUCCCAACCACUAGGGGCUACUGUUGAACAGUAUUCUGCAGAGAUACUCUGAGACCACUCAAAUUUGAUUGCUGUUUUUGAUGAAAAAGCUCUCCGGUCUCCCUCUUAGCUAUACGUUGAAGUUGUUGGGACAAUACAGUGUAAAGUAGAAUCAGCAUUUGCCUCAGGAGACUAACAUAAGAAAACAUAAUGCUCAUGUGGCAGGUUAUUCAAUUUCAAUAGCAGCUCGGCAAUGAAUAAAAUAAAGGAUAAACGGUACAAAGCAGAAAGUCAUCUGUUUAAAAAAGAACAAUAUCAUUCACUCUUGAAUAAACUUUUGCACAGUAUUUACCAUAUGCAUAGCGUAAUACCUAUGCAGUAUUGAAUUACUUCGCAGCAACAAUAAAUUAACCUUCAGAAAUGAUCCUGAGCAUUCUAUAAAAGAAGAGCCAACAUGGGACUUCCUCAUAGCAAGACUUCUGUGUAGCAUUAUAGCAUCAUCAGCAGUAGAAACAUUCAGUGCACAUCGAGACGGUGAUGAGGCAGCAUCCUCGCACGACCUCCACCACUUAACUUCAAUGGGUAAGGGAAGGUUUGGUUUGCAUUCAGUGAGCAAUGCACUUAUUUAGAAGUGGAUUUAGUGGAUUUUUAAACAUUUUCAACAUAAUUUUUCAUCUAAGAAACUAUUAACAGUAUAUGUUUUGCUUAAAAAUAAGAUUACAUAAAAACAUUUACACCAUAAUGCUAUUCUAAACUGACAUGUAUGACCAUAUAUACAACUUACUUUUUUCUGGUAAAUACUGUAUUAUUUACUAGAAAAUAAUUCACAAACAAAACUCUUCUUAUAAAGUCUUAAAUCAAUGCAAUGAAAAUACUUCUUGUUCUAAUGUUUCUAAUGUUUCUACAGAACAAGUAAUUAUGAGAUCUAAAUGUUUUGCCAACAUGUAAUCAACAAAGGAUCUCUGUAACUUGGAUAUGACAAUGGCAGACGCCAAUCUGACCACUGACUUCAGUAAUGUCACCAUACGCCUUUGCCCAUCGGUCACAACUUAUAUAGUCCUGCCAACUCUCUACACCCUGAUGUUCCUGGCUGGUCUCCCUGGAAACAUUCUCUCAUUGUGGGUCUUCAUGUCCAAGAUUCCAGACAAGUCCCCGACACACAUCUACCUCAUCAACUUGAGCGUAUCCAACCUGGUCUUAUGCCUGACAAUGCCCAUCCUGGCAGCAUACUACGCCUUGAGCUCUUUCUUGGACAUAAGCCACCCCUUCUGCAAGAUGGCCGUGUCCUUACUGACACCCAUAAUCCACACCAACAUCACCGUGGGCAUGAUCAACCUGACCUGGGUGGCCUUGAGUCGCUGUGCCACCCUCAUCCUGAACAACCAUGCCCACCGGCCGAACCGUGUGACCAAAGUCCUCCCGUCCGCCUUCCUGCACCAGUUUUGCCACACUCGCGUCGCUUGGGGCCUCUGCCUGGGCACCUGGGGCUUGGUGUUAGCCGGUCUGGUUCCUUUCGUGGUAAUGUACUCUAUGGAAGUGAGUCAGACACCACUGAGGGAAAAAUGCUACAGUGUCAGGGUAGAGGUUGGCAGUGGCGGCUCGGUCAUCGUUGGCAGCCUGGUAAUCUCUUUCCUCAGCUAUCUGCUGGUGCUCAGCUCGUACAUUGCCUUGUCUCGCCAUAUCCAGCGCAUCCGCCACAACACGGCCAUGUCCAACCAGCAGCAUGUCUACGCGAGGGUGUUCCGGAACAUCAUGGUCAUUCUGGUGGUCCUGAGCAUUUGCUUACUGCCUCACCAAAUCUGGAAGGUCGUUUUCCUGCAGUUGGUGCACCAAUACUCUGACUCUGCAUCACUCGAAGCCAACAGCUGUCACCCCCUCUCCGUGCACGUAGAGGUAAAGAACGUGCUCAUCUCUCUGGCUGCUCUGCGUUGUAGCGCAGAUCCCAUCACCUACUUCCUGUUGGACAGGACAUUCCGCAAGCACACCGUCAGCAUGCUGGGACUGACCCCACCCUCAAAUAGCCAAUCGUCAGGGUCGUUGCUGGACCAUAAUGGAGCAGCUUCCCAGGUUUCCAAGGUACAUAACUUUUCACAAGUCAAGACUGAAAACCGUAUGAUGAUGCAAUGUACCGAAACAUGAUAAAUACUGUUCAAGAGACAUUCAUAUAACCAAGCGAUGAAUCUGCUGUCUUGAGUCUGCAGUUCCUCGGGAGAACUAGGCUAGAAGUAUCUGUCUGUGGUUUGAGUGCAUUACUGAGUGAUGGGUGUUAUGAACAUAUACUGUAUUAUGGUGUAUAAUAACCCUUUUAAGGUUAUUAUAAUUAUAUAAGGUUAAGUUGUUGGGUAGUAUAAAAUCAUUGUGUCUGAUAACAUUGGUAAGACCAAUGAUAAUUUAUGUAUGUAUUUCUAAAAUAUACCCCCAUGAAAAAUUAAAAAUCCAUCCAUGUGUGGUGAAUCUUUUAUUAUGUUUGAAAAAUACUCCUUUGAUGGAAGAGGAACAUUUCCCACCCACACAACCUGUACCUAAAUAUCCACCAAGUAAGUGGAGUGUGUUUUGUUGUAUUCAGUUAAUGAAACCUUCCCAUAUCACAUACCAAAAGUCCAUUAAAAGUGGUGGAACAAUGUCAAAAAUGGAAUUAUUUGUACAUUGGUCAAUGGCCAAACAUUUUACCUUUGGCAGUUUUACGGAACUUUCAUAGUAUAGCGGAUAUGUGAAAAUUAUGUCCAAUUCCUUGAUAAAGGCAUGAAACUUG